AUGAAGAAAUUGAUAGGGCCACACUCUGGAUCAAAGGGCGGCAGUCCAAGAAUGGAAAAGCGUAAAGCACAACAAGAAAGGCGCAAACAGAAUAAAUAUCCUCAUAGACUGUCCCGCAAGGGUUAUGCAGGGUUGGAGGAAGAGUUGGCUAAUGAAAUCGAUGAUGAAGAAAUUGAUAGGGCCACACUCUGGAUCAAAGGGCGGCAGUCCAAGAAUGGCAAUUUCAAGGAUGAAGAGACAAAAAAAACUGCUGAAAAAAUAGCUGCCUUGAAGAAAAGGGUUGCUACUGGAGAACUAUCCAUCGAGGGAAGUGAUGAUAUCUUGACAUUGGCGUUGGGGAGUCCUGAGCACGGAGGAAGAGUGCGUGGAGUUAGAGGUCAAAUGAAUCCCUCUACUUACUUCAAUCUACCUAAACGUAGAAAGCAGAGCUUAGAAGCAACAGUUAGAGUUAGUGUGCAGAAAAUAUUGUUAGAGGAGAAAGAGAAGAAAGUAGAGGACGCAAGGGAGAAGAUAAUUGAGGAAGCAAAGGAAAAGAUUGUUGCAGAGGAACGAGCAUUUUGGGCGGUUAAGUUUGCAGAACUUGAAGCAAAGAUAAAUGCAACUGAAGAUGGAAACUACGUUAACCGUGUGGAUGGAAAAGCAAUUCGGGGAGCUUUUGAUGUGAUUGAAAAAAGGGCCCUACAACGGAAAAAGAAGGGUACAAAGGUGGUGAAGGGAGUUCCUUUGGAAGUAGCACCAUGCUCUAAGGUACGUAGUGAGUUGACAAACAUAGUUGAGAAUGAAGAUGUCGACUGUGCAUUGGCUAAGGAUGUGAAAGAGACUAGGGAAGAAAAUGCUGUACCAAAUGAUAUUAAGGAGCCGCAUGAUGAGGAGGAGGAACAAUACGUAGAUUUGACAUUCGUUGACCCCCUAAAAAAGUCACCAGGAGAUGAGCUUGGUUGCAAGUUGGCAGUAGGUUAUGUUGAAAAUAUUGUUGCUUAUGCCACUGUAAUGGAGUGCGAUGAUCCCUCCCAAACAAUUCAUGGUGCUCCACUAGGGGAUGGUAAUAAGCGUGUUUCCAUCUAUACCGCGCUUGAUGAGAAAGCAAAGGUACCAUUUCCUGUUAAAGAUGAAAUUGAAACUGUUAAGCAGGCUAUGGGCAGUUGGGUUGCAUGGCCUAAGGAGCUAAUCAUUACGUCACCUGUGAAGAAAGUUGUCAUGGCUAAUGCUGAAAAGAAGAGGAAAAAGAAAGUCGACAUAGAUGAACAAGACUCAGAGGUUCAAUUUAGCUUGGCAGCAAUGGCACCUACAUUACCAGAAUCAUUGAAGAUGCUAUGUAUGUGGGGUGAGUCUUCAUUUAGAGAUGGGCAUACCAUCAACUUCAUCAUGGAACCUGAAGUAUUUGGAUAUUCUCGAAAGACUUUUAUUUUGGGAUCAGAUGUUAGGCGACUUGCAAGCAUGAGAGAAGUCUCUGGAAAUUGCAUUGCUGUGUACCAGAGGUAG
Messenger RNA from Rosa rugosa (rugosa rose), 1482 nucleotides. RefSeq lists its product as uncharacterized. The transcript has 7 exons. Bases 1 to 1482 code for a protein of 493 amino acids. The record is from RefSeq and is a predicted model, not a curated record. Lineage: Eukaryota; Viridiplantae; Streptophyta; Magnoliopsida; Rosales; Rosaceae.